This is a messenger RNA of Ilex paraguariensis (yerba mate), 1119 nucleotides long. Lineage: Eukaryota; Viridiplantae; Streptophyta; Magnoliopsida; Aquifoliales; Aquifoliaceae. The record is from the annotation of a GenBank genome assembly.
AUGCCAAAGCUUGAUUUGAGUUUUGCAAAAUAUAAUUCUGCUUCCAUCCCCUUGAUUGUGAAAAUCAUCCUCUGUGGUGCUGAAGAUGUUGCUUUGAUUGAGUAUGCACAUUUAACCGGUCGACCAUUUAGGGUAUUCAGCCUCGACACUGGGAGGCUUAAUCCAGAAACUUAUAAAUUCUUCGAUGAAGUUGAGAAGCAUUAUGGCAUCCGCAUUGAAUACAUGUUCCCAGAUGCUGAUGAAGUUCAGGCCUUGGUAAGGAGCAAGGGAUUGUUCUCUUUCUAUGAAGACGGCCACCAGGAGUGUUGCCGUGUUAGAAAGGUCAGACCCCUAAGGAGGGCCCUCAGGGGUUUACGUGCCUGGAUCACUGGGCAAAGAAAAGAUCAGUCUCCUGGGACUAGGUCUGAAAUUCCUGUUGUCCAGGUAGACCCUGCUUUUGAGGGAUUGGAAGGUGGGAUUGGCAGCUUGGUGAAGUGGAAUCCAGUGGCAAAUGUUGAUGGCAGUGACAUGUGGAACUUCCUUCGAGCCAUGAAUGUGCCUGUGAAUUCAUUGCACUCGCAAGGAUACAUCUCGAUUGGGUGUGAGCCAUGCACAAGGCCAGUCCUACCAGGACAACAUGAGAGAGAAGGAAGGUGGUGGUGGGAGGAUGCCAAGGCCAAGGAAUGUGGCCUACAUAAAGGGAACAUCAAGGAAGAAAGUGUAGCCCACCUCAAUGGUACUGGAAAUGGGGCUAUUAAUGCAAAUGGAAGUGUCACUGUUGCAGACAUUUUCAAGGCCCCAAGUGUGAUAAGCCUAAGCAGGUCUGGGGUUGAGAACUUGUUGAAAUUGGAGAACCGGAGAGAGCCUUGGCUUGUCGUGCUUUAUGCACCUUGGUGCCGCUUUUGCCAGGCAAUGGAAGGAUCAUAUGUUGAAUUGGCUGACAAGUUGGUAGGGACUGGUGUGAAGGUGGGAAAGUUCAGAGCAGAUGGUGAGCAGAAGGCAUUUGCACAGCAAAAGUUGCAGCUCGGUAGCUUCCCCACCAUACUUUUCUUCCCAGGUCACUCAUCGCGGCCCAUUAAGUACCCCUCCGAGAAUAGAGAUGUCGAUUCAUUGAUGGCUUUUGUGAAUGCCCUCCGGUGA